Komagataella phaffii GS115 is the source of this 1341-nucleotide messenger RNA. RefSeq names its product Cytosolic ribosome-associated chaperone. Gene Ontology annotation, molecular function: ribosome binding; Hsp70 protein binding. The coding region runs from base 1 to 1341 and encodes 446 amino acids. Gene Ontology annotation, cellular component: cytosol. The transcript has a single exon. The record is from RefSeq and is a predicted model, not a curated record. Gene Ontology annotation, biological process: regulation of translational fidelity; 'de novo' cotranslational protein folding. NCBI's taxonomy places the organism in Eukaryota, Fungi, Ascomycota, Pichiomycetes, Pichiales, Pichiaceae.
AUGUCCUUGACUUUGCCUGCAUUGCCAUCUAGCGUUUCAACUGCUGCCAGUUUAGGUAAAUACACUGCCGCUGUUAGAAAACCAAUUGAGCCAGUUGGCCGUCACUUCUUGGCACUUUAUUUGUGGGGACACACAUGGUCAGAAUUCGAAAAGAUUCAGGCUGAAACUGAUGUCAAGAAAGCUGAAGACGUCAACGAAGAUGCCGAAUUUGACAUUGAGCAAAGCGAAGAGCUUAUUGAGCACGACCCAAGAGACUGGAAGUCUGCUGAUUUGUACGCCGUUUUGGGUCUGAACAACUACCGUUACAAAGCCACAGAAGACCAGAUUAGAAGAGCCUACAGAGUCCAGGUUUUGAAACAUCAUCCUGAUAAGAUGGGUGAAAAGGGAGGCCUGGAUAAGGAUGGAUUUUUCAAGAUCAUCCAGAAAGCUCACGAAACUUUGAUGGACCCUGUUAAGAGGCAACAAUUUGAUUCUGUUGAUGAAGAGGCCAACAUUGAACCACCUGCACCAAAGAGCAAGUACGACUUUUUCGAAGCUUGGGGUCCACUUUUCGCUUCUGAGGGACGUUUUUCUAAGAAGCAGCCCGUUCCUGAACUAGGAAAUGCUGAUACUCCAAAGGAAGAGGUUGAUGCUUUUUACAAGUUUUUCUCCAACUUAGACUCAUGGAGAACCUUCGAAUUUUUGGAUGAGGACGUUCCAGAUGAUACUUCCAAUAGAUACCACAAGAGAAUGAUUGAGAAGAAGAAUAAAGCUGCUAGACAGAAGAGGAAGACAGAGGAUAACAAGCGUCUUUCUGAAUUGGUUAGAAGAGCUGCUAAUGAGGAUCCCCGUCUUAAGGCCUUCAGAGAUAAAGAGAAGGAAGAGAAGAACAAGAAAAAGCAGGAGAGGGAGGCUGAAGCUGCUAAGGCCGCUGAAGAAGUUAAAGCCAAGAGGGAGGCUGUUGAAAGGGCUAGAGCUGAAGCCGCCAAGGCUAGAGCCAAGUCCAAGGCCAAACCUUCCUAUCAACCAAUCCAAACUCAAAGCAAAGGUAAAGGUAAGGGUAAAGGUAAAGGUAAAGGAAAGAAGAGUACUGUCAGCAAAGAACAGCGAACUGAAUCCAAAAUCAACAUUAGAAACUCUGUUAAAGAUGCUAACUACUUUGGUACUGAGCUGCAAUCUGAGAUUGACCAUGAUAUUAAUGUCUUCCUUGAUAACUUUGAGGAUGAAAAGUCUGUGGAAGUUUCUAAUGCCAUCGCUGGUGCCACUGCUGAUGCUGUAAAGGAGAUCUUCGAUGCUGCUGCCAAAGAGUACAUUGAGCAAGGUUUCAUUACAGCUGACGACUUGAAGUUCUUUGCAAAAUAA